AACAAAAACAAAUCCAAAAUAUCUGACAACUAUUUCAUCAUUUCAUCAAUUCAAAUCUAACCUUCCUAACUUGAAAUUUCCAUCACACUAACAAUAACCAUGUCUUCAAUCACCACCAAAUUCCUCUUCCCCCUUCUCUUCCUCCUCUUCUCUCUCAAAUCAUCAUCAUCACAUGCUUCUUCAAUUCAACACCACCAACACCAACACCAAGUUCAACAAGAUGAGAAGCUAUCAGCCUAUGAUGUUCUCCAACAAUACGGUUUCCCGGUCGGUCUUCUCCCAAAGGGUAUAAUUGGCUAUGCACUCAACAAAGAAACCGGUGAGUUCGCUGCAUACAUGGAUGCCACGUGUUCGUUUUCUAUUGAAGGUUAUACCCUAAAGUACAAGUCCACCAUAACCGGUGUUAUAACACAAGGUAGGCUCUAUAAUCUUAAGGGUGUUAGUGUUAAGAUUCUUCUCUUGUGGCUCAACAUAGUUGAAGUCAAACGUGACGGCGAUGAGAUUCAAUUCUCUGUUGGUAUUGCUUCUGCCAAUUUUGGAGUUGAAAAUUUCUAUGAGAGUCCUCAGUGUGGCUGUGGAUUCGAUUGUGUCACUGUUAACACUCUUCCCCUCUCUUCAAUUUAAUUCAACAUUUUGCAUUUUAAUUAA
Arachis duranensis is the source of this 648-nucleotide messenger RNA. RefSeq lists its product as uncharacterized. The coding region runs from base 100 to 624 and encodes 174 amino acids. The record is from RefSeq and is a predicted model, not a curated record. NCBI's taxonomy places the organism in Eukaryota, Viridiplantae, Streptophyta, Magnoliopsida, Fabales, Fabaceae. The transcript has a single exon.